Molecule: messenger RNA, 3476 nt
Organism: Eubalaena glacialis (North Atlantic right whale)
Lineage: Eukaryota; Metazoa; Chordata; Mammalia; Artiodactyla; Balaenidae
Gene: NOM1
Product: nucleolar protein with MIF4G domain 1
Exons: 16
Coding region: 1-3315 (1104 amino acids)
Biological process (GO): ribosomal small subunit biogenesis
Cellular component (GO): nucleolus
Molecular function (GO): protein binding; RNA binding
Source: RefSeq, a predicted model, not a curated record
AUGGAUAAGUUUAUUGACUGUGGUGAUGGUAUCGCAGAACGUGGGCAGGUUUCUGUGGUCUUCAGGAAGGUGGCAGACGACUGCGUCGCCAAGGGAGCACUUGGAAACGCCUCACUGGAGUCAUGGGUAGCCUGCCAGGGAGAUGCAGCCAGCACUCUCCGCACUGACUCGCCCAAGCUCUGCCACCCCCACACCAGCAAGGGAGUUGGCCCAGGACGCGAGCGCCUGGAGGAGGCUGUGGGCAGCUGGACGCGGUGCGCAUACCCAGCAGCCCUCCGAGUCCUCCGGACCGCGGAAGAAGCCGUGGUGGCCCGAGGGCUACGCCCGGGGGUACCCACCCUCCAGCCCUCAGCCCACCUCCACGCCCCUUGCUCCAGGACGCCCCAGGGAUCAGCCGCAUCCUCGGCCAGGGCCCGGGAGGAGGUGCUCAGGAAGGCGGGGGGCCGUGCCCCGGGACCCCCCGCUCCUGCUUCUCACCCCACGACUGGGGGCUCCAGCCGGGAGACCCUUCCUCCCCGUCACUUCACUCCAGGAACUGAGGACACAGUGGUCUGGGGAGCUUUCCAUGUAGAGCGAAUCACAGCUCAGCCUGCGAUGGAGCGGUUAAUACUCCAAACGAGCCCUCACAGGGGGCGCCGCCCCACCCCGCGCAGCGCGCCGCUCUCCGCCCGGAAGUCUCGCCCCGACCGGAAGUCGCGCGUUGGCGCGUCCCGGAAAACAUCGGAGUCUAGGAGCACUGUAGCCCUGGUCCCGAGUGGCAGCCGGGGGCACAUGGCUCGCGGGAAAUGCCGAGCCGGGCGCGGGCCGCGCCGCGGGCCUGGGGGCGGCGGGGAGGGGGCCCUGAAGCGGCUAAAGCUAGCAGUGGAGGAGUUCGUGCAGGCGACCUCGGAGGGCGAGACCCCCGGCGGCCGCGAGGGGCCCCGGGCUCAGGGAGGCGUGCGCCCGGGCGGGAGGAAAAGCCGCAGGGAGCUGAGGAAGGAGAAGCGGCACCUGAGGAAGGCGCGCCGGCUCCGGAGGACUGCCGGCCCCUCGCAGGGCCCGGGCCCGGGCCCGGGCGGCGGCGGAGCUGGGGGAGCGAGCGGCCCCCGGGCGGAGGAGACGCAGGAGGACGGCCAGCCGUCCCCACGGCGGGCCUCGCGGCCGUCCGAGGGGCUGCGACCUCCCCCGGUUCCGGCCAAGGCUGGCCAGGCCCAGGCCAGGGGUCCCCUCGGCAGGACCAAGACCCCCGCAGCCGCCGCCGCUGCCCGGAAACGGGCACUUCUGGCGGCCAACGAGGAGGAGGACCGAGAGAUCCGAAAGCUGGAGCGGUGCCUCGGCUUGAACAAGCGCAGAAAGAAGGGCGACGGAAGCUCCGUGCCUCCUAGCUUUGCCCGCGAUGGGCUCGACUACAUCCUGGGAGCCCUGGACUCUGGGAAAAGUAGUGGCUGGUAUGAAAGCAGCAGUGAGGAGGAGGAGGAGGAUGCGGGACAGACACUCCCCGAAAGUGACCCCGAGGACGAACGGGAGGAGCAGGAUGUGGAAGACGAAGGCGAGCGGGAGGCAGAAGCGGGAGCGCAGAGCGAGGAGGAGGACCAGCAGGAUGUAGGCGAGGGACAGCGAGAAGCCGGAGGAGCGGAGGGGAGAGCGAAGGAGGAAGGGAGGAAAAAGAGAGUCCGUUUUGCCGAAGAUGAAGAGAGGAGUGAAAAGCCCUCGGAGGAUGUUGACGCAAACGAUAAGCAGAGUCUUUGUGAAAAUGGUGGAAAGUACAUCCCACCUCACGUGAGGCGAGAAGAGGAGACAGUGGAUGCCCAGAAAAAGGAAGAACUAGAGAGGCUCAAGAAACAGGUCAAAGGUCUGAUUAACAGGCUGAGUGAGCCGAACCUGGCCUCCAUCAGUGGCCAGCUGGAGGAGCUGUACAUGGGCCACAGCAGGAAGGACAUGAAUGACACUCUGACGGGCGCCCUCCUGAGCGCCUGCGCCCCGGACGCGGCCAUGCCCUCCAGGCUGGUGAUGGAGCAUGUCCUCCUGGUCAGCAUUCUUCACUGCACAGUUGGCAUCGAGGUCGGUGCGCACUUUUUGGAGGCUGUGGUGAGGAAGUUUGCUGACGUCUAUAAAAGCGGAUGUGACGGGAAAGAGUGUGACAACCUGUUCGCCAUCAUCGCCCAUUUAUAUAACUUCCACGUGGUGCAGUCUCUCCUCAUCUUUGACAUUUUGAGAAAACUUAUUGGAACUUUCACAGAAAAAGAUAUCGAACUGAUCCUGUUAAUGCUGAGAAACGUGGGGUUUUCCUUGAGAAAAGAUGAUGCUUUGUCGCUUAAGGAACUGAUCACUGAGGCCCAGGCCAAAGCCAGCGGGGCAGGCGGCAAGUUCCGGGACCAGACCAGGGUUCGCUUCAUGCUGGAGACGCUGCUGGCCCUGAAGAACAACGACGUGCGGAAGAUCCCGGGCUACGACCCCGAGCCCCUGGAGAGGCUGCGGAAGCUGCAGAGAGCCCUGCUGCGAGGCGCUGGCUCAGGGACAGAGACUCAGCUCCGCGUCUCCUGGGACAGCGUCCUGAACGCCCAGCGAACCGGGCGCUGGUGGAUCGUGGGGUCCGCGUGGAGUGGCGCCCCGAUGAUCGACAGCGGUCAGCAGAAGACCCCGCAGAAGCAGCUCACGGGGACGGUUAGCUCGAAGAUACUGGAGCUUGCCCAAAAGCAGAGAAUGAACACCGACAUCAGGAGAAACAUAUUUUGUACAGUUAUGACUAGUGAAGACUUUCUGGACGCAUUCGAGAAGCUCCUGAAGCUGGGGCUUAAGGAUCAGCAGGAGAGAGAAAUCGUCCACGUCCUCGUAGACUGCUGUCUUCAAGAGAAAACGUACAACCCUUUCUACGCGUUCCUGGCGGGCAAGUUCUGUGACUACGCGAGGAGCUUUCAGAUGACAUUCCAGUUCAGCAUAUGGGACAAAUUUCGGGACUUAGAAACUCUGCCAGCCACUAACUUCUCUAACUUGGUUCGCCUGGUGGCCCACUUGUUGAAGACAAAGUCACUGCCACUUUCCAUUUUAAAGGUCGUUGAAUUCAGUGAAUUGGACAAACCCAGAGUCCACUUUUUACGAAAAGUGUUACAUAUGCUGCUCGUGGAAACGGAAGUUGAAGACCUUGGUUUAAUUUUUGCAAGGGUGUCUGACAGCCCCGCGCUGGGCCUGCUGCGGGAGGGCCUGAAGCUCUUCAUCAGCCACUUCCUGCUGAAGGGCGGGCAGGCCCACGGGGGCGCCGAGGAGGCCAGCGCGCUUCGGGAGAGAGCCGAGCUCUGCGCCGGGGCCCUGCAGGGGAGGGCGUCCCUGAGGCCGUAGCCGGGGCUGGGGGCCGAGGGGUGCUCAUUCGCCUGUGAUGUGGGGCCGCAGCACAGUCUGUCGUGUUUAAAAUAUUCUAUUUCGGUCCAAGGUUUUACGGUAUUUGUGUUUUGAGCAGUCUUCAAAUACCUAUAUUUAUAUUUCUAGGAGGCGGGGGAGAG